AUGGUGGUGGAUCACCCUGAGUUUGAGAAGGCUGGGAAAGCACCAGGUCUCCAAGUCUGGAGGAUUGAAAAGUUUGACCUUGUGGCUGUCCCACAAAACCAGUAUGGAUCCUUUUUCACUGGAGACGCCUACAUUGUCCUGAACACCAUAAAGCAGCGGACAGGGAACCUGCAGUAUGACCUGCACUACUGGCUGGGCAAUGAGUGCACUCAGGAUGAAAGUGGAUCAGCUGCUAUAUAUUCACCGUCCAGAUGGACGAUCACCUGGGUGGUAAACCCAUCCAGAAUCGAGAAGUCCAAGGUUUUGAGUCCCACACUUUCUUGGGAUACUUUAAAUCUGGCAUCACUAAAAACGCUGGCGGAGUGGCUUCUGGAUUCACACAUGUUGUUCCCAAUGAUGUGGCCGUGCAGCGCCUUCUCCAGGUGAAAGGCCGCCGUUUUGCCCGGGCCACAGAGGUUCCAGUGUCCUGGUCCAGCUUUAAUCAGGGAGAUUGCUUCAUCCUGGAUCUGGGUGAUGAGAUCUAUCAGUGGUGCGGUUCCAAGUCCAACAGGUUUGAGAAGUUGAAAGCCACAUCUGUCGCCAAAGAUAUUCGAGAUAACGAGAGACAUGGGCGUGCCAGGAUCUGCGUGGUGGAGGAAGGGAUGGAGCGAGAAAAAAUUAUUGAGGUUCUAGGAGAAAAGCCAGACUUGCCAGAGGGUCCGUCUGAUGAUGUGAAGGCCGAUGUCACUAAUAGGAAACUUGCUAAACUUUAUAAGGUUUCGAACAGCGGCGGUGCCAUGUCCGUGUCUCUGGUUGCAGAUGAGAAUCCAUUUACACAGGCAGCUCUGAAUUCUGAUGAUUGCUUCAUCCUUGAUCAUGGAUCUGAUGGAAAGAUCUUUGUUUGGAAAGGUAAGAAUGCCAACUUGGAAGAGAGGAAGAUGGCCUUGAAGACUGCCACAGAAUUUAUCUCCAAAAUGGGAUAUCCCAAACAGACACAGGUACAAGUUCUUCCUGAGUUUGGUGAGACUCCGCUCUUCAAACAAUUUUUCAAGAAUUGGCGGGACAAGGAGACCACAGAAGGGAUGGGCAUUGCCUACAUCCCCAACCACAUUGCCAAGAUCGAGAACGUUCCCUUUGAUGUCAGCUCUUUGCACGAAUCAACUGCUAUGGCAGCACAGCACGGCAUGGUGGAUGAUGGUUCUGGAGCGAAGCAGAUUUGGCGCAUUGAAGCAUCAGAAAAAGUGCCAGUGUCUGCUUCUCACUACGGACAGUUCUAUGGGGGAGACAGUUAUAUUAUUUUGUACAGUUACAGCCAUGGUGGAAAGAAAGGACAGAUUAUUUACACAUGGCAGGGUCUGGACUCUUCAAAGGAUGAGAUCACCGCAUCGGCAUUCCUGAGUGCUCAGCUGGAUGAGGAGCUGGGAGGAGGCCCUGUACAGGUCCGUGUGGUACAGGGUAAGGAGCCACCACAUCUGUUGAGUUUGUUUGGCGGGAAGCCACUGAUUGUCUACAAAGGAGGGACGUCAAGAGAAAGUGGACAGACGGCAGAUGCAGACAUUCGCCUUUUCCAAGUCCGUGCAUCUUCUUCUGGAUUCACCAGAGCUGUGGAGGUGGAUGUGGCAGCCAGCAACCUCAACUCAAAUGAUGCUUUUGUACUGAAGACACCCUCAACUGCAUUCCUGUGGGUUGGACAAGGGGCCAGUGAUGCUGAAAAGCGUGGGGCCCGGGAACUGAUUAAUGUUCUGGGAGUAUCGGGGUCAACAAUGGCAGAAGGCAGUGAGCCAGAUGACUUCUGGGAGGCUCUUAGUGGUAAAGGACCAUAUCGUACAUCUGCUAGACUGAAGGACAGACUCAAUGCCCACCCACCACGUCUGUUUGCUUGUUCCAACAAAACUGGUCGCUUCAUUAUUGAGGAAGUUCCGGGAGAGCUGACCCAGGAUGAUCUGGCUACAGAUGAUGUUAUGCUCCUCGAUACCUGGGAUCAGGUGUUUGUCUGGAUUGGUAAUGAUGCUCAAGAGGAAGAGAAGAAGGAAGCCGUCGCCUCUGCAUCAAAAUACAUUGAAACUGACCCAGCCAAUCGUGACAAGAGGACUCCUAUUGCGGUCAUCAAGCAAGGCUUUGAGCCACCCACGUUCACUGGCUGGUUCCUGGGUUGGGACAAUGACUACUGGGAGGUGGAUCCCCUGGAGAAAGCCCUGGCGGAACUGAACAUGUGA
Staurois parvus is the source of this 2195-nucleotide messenger RNA. The record is from the annotation of a GenBank genome assembly. NCBI's taxonomy places the organism in Eukaryota, Metazoa, Chordata, Amphibia, Anura, Ranidae.